AUGCCGCCGGCCGCCGAGCCGCGGGCGCGCCGGCCCGGAGUCGGGGUGGGAGUUGUAGUGACUAGCUGCAGGCAUCCUCGCUGUGUCCUCCUGGGAAAGAGGAAGGGGUCAUUUGGAGCUGGCAGUUUCCAACUUCCUGGGGGUCAUUUGGAGUUCGGUGAAAGCUGGGAAGAAUGUGCUCAAAGGGAAACCUGGGAAGAAGCAGCUCUUCACCUGAAAAAUGUUCGCUUUGCCUCAGUUGUGAAUUCUUUCAUUGAGAAGGAGAAUUACCAUUAUGUCACUAUACUAAUGAAGGGAGAGGUGGAUGUGACUCAUGAUUCAGAACCUAAGAAUGUAGAGCCUGAAAAAAAUGAAGGUUGGGAGUGGGUUCCUUGGGAAGAAUUUCCUCCACUGGACCAGCUUUUCUGGGCACUACGUUGUUUAAAGGAACAAGGUUAUGAUCCAUUUAAAGAAGAUUUGGACCAUCUGGUAGGAUACAAAGGAAAUCAUCUCUGGAUGAACAAGAUUAACUGA
Messenger RNA from Pipistrellus nathusii (Nathusius's pipistrelle), 513 nucleotides. The record is from the annotation of a GenBank genome assembly. NCBI's taxonomy places the organism in Eukaryota, Metazoa, Chordata, Mammalia, Chiroptera, Vespertilionidae.